GAAGAAGGCUAUGAGAAGUAAGAUGAAAAUAGAUAUCCCAGUUGGUAAAGGAAGGCCAACUAAACCAGUUCAAUCGGCAAAAUUAUCCAAUGAAUUAGGAAUAAUUGCUCGAAAUUUUAUUUCGCUUCCAAACAAGUGGAAGGAACUCACAAGAGAGGACAGAGAUGCAACACUAAUUAGAUGUCAUGAGAGGUUUGAGAUUAAUUUGGACGAGCAUUACGUGAAAGAUAGCUCUGAGGAUAUUCUGAAAAACAGAAGCCGACAAUGGUGCUACAAGUUAAAACAAUUGUUUGAAAGUGCACGUUCAGAAGAAGAAACUCGUAAAAUUGAAGUGCCAGAGUUGAUCCCAGAAAAUUGGAAUAGACUUUGUGACAUGUGGAUCGAUCCAAAACAUAAGAAACGAUGCGACAUAAACAAGGUCAAUCGAACUAAGCUUAAAUCUAAUCAUUUCAUGGGAUCAAAAGCAUUUGUAGCAGCUCGUGCUGAACUUGGUGAAAAUGAACCUGAAAAAGUAGAGCCUGACAGAAUCGAGUUCUACAAGCAUACUCAUUACAAGAGUAAGAAAGGAUGGUCAUCUUUAGAGGCUGAGACUCACUAUAACAACAUGAAAGAUUUGAAAGAUCUAUAUACUUCGGGAGAGGCUUCCAUGACCACUGAUGAAAUUGUGGAUACCGUACUUGGUACAAAGUCGGGGUACAUAAGAGGACUUGAUUAUGGUCCAAAACCUAAUACUACAAGAGCUACACAAAGGAAAACAGCAGAGUUAGAGGACUCCCUCAGAAAAGCGAAACAGGAAGCUGCUAGUGCCCAAAAUAAUUUACAGAAUCGAUUAAAUGCCGCUGAAACUGUGGUAGAAAACCAGCAGACUCAGAUACAAGACCAGCAAUCUCAAAUACAAGAUCAACAAUCUCAAAUAGAAGCAUUAAACUCUCAAUUGAAUACUAUUGUGGCACGCCAAAAGGAAAUGUUUAGGAAAAUGCAGUGUUUUGCUCGCUCAUCGCCUUCUAACAGGUUAGAAGUAAUGCAAACUUAUGUGAUAAUUUUUGCUUACUUUUUUUUCAUGAAAUAUAUAAAUAUGUAGAAUUUAGUAUCUAACUUUGCAUACUUCCUUUUAUUAUGCAACAGAGACGGAGCUCCAUGAGAAUGCCAACUUUAGGUAUAUUUUUAUUUCGCCAACGUAAAGUCCUGUUUCAAAAGUUAUAGUUUAUAUCAAUUAUUUUAUUUAUAUUAUAUUAAUACGUUAAUACCUUAGCUCAAGAAAAAAAAGUUAGUAUUGAACAUGCCAUAUACUUUAAGCCCUAGGUGCGUCCUAAUCUUACUGGACAUAGUGUAGAGAAGGCUAUCAUACCUUAUAGAGGGGAAACAUUGCAAGUAGCUAAGUAGAGAUAAAGAGAAGAUUCCUCCAUUUUACACUACAUUAUAGAUUUUCAGACCAUGGAAAUAGAAUAUCAAUAUUGUAGAGCUGCAAUUCUUAUCCUUCUCGGUCUCUUACUCCUUGCUUUGGGUGUAUUUGGUCAUUUAGUGAUGAUAUAGUUUGGUUUUCCUUAAUUCUUGAUAGCAAAGCUUUGUAUUCUUAGGGAAAUCAGUAGCACAUAGAACCAACAUUUUUACAGUUGGGAGAUAUUCCAAAAGGUUUCUAAUAUCUUAGCCAUAGAAUUGGCAGGAAGUUGUUCAUAUGCUUACUGGAAUACUUUUGUACUCUACUAGUAGUGCAGUAGUCCUUUAGAUGUAUGAUUGGUAGUGCUAGAUAUAUAAUUCAGUAUAGCUGUUGGAAGCGAAAUCAUGAUUAGAAUUUAGAAUAAAAUAAAAUUGUGUGUUAAUCUUUGUUAAUGUUGUAAUACCAUUGGUGCUAAAUGGUUUAAUUCAAACCUCACAUGAAAAAUGACUUAAAACUCAUAUGACAUGUGUAGUUUUAGUGUAGAAAGAGAAAACAUACUAGUAGAAGUGUGAAGGAGCCAUACAUUAUUUCCAAUAUCAUUGGCAUAACAUUCUGAUUUCUUCCUCUCAUUUCAACAUUCUGAGUCUGACUUGCUCUUCUUUUGUUAACGAAUCCUUAAUUCACCUUCUCUUCUUAUAGCUUCAUUCUCGCACUUACUACUAACUUCCAUUUUUUUUCAUUCUUUCAUGAAUCUAAAAGGAAAAAGUCAAUCUUAUUCUUAUGGGUUGAUCAAAACUGCUGCAAAAAUACAAUCUUUUAACUCUUUUUUAGACUCUUUUGAGUUGCCAUUAAUAUACUGCUUAGUUUUGUUUGAAAGAUGGGUACAGAUAGUAAAUACCAAAUGGUGGUGAAUGAAUUUAUGGUAAGAUGAUCUUAUAUUAAGAACCUAUGUUGCUCGGAGUCUCUAGAAAUGUUAUUACAGAUGUAUUGAAUCUUCCAAAAAUGCACUACUUUUGGAGGAUCAGACAUUUUUGAAGAGUUCGAGUGUCAUAGCAAGAACUUUACUUUUUGAAGAGUUUGGAAUUUAUGGUAAAAUGAGCUUAUACUAAGAACUCUUUUUUCUGCCGAAGUCAUUCUUGAUUUUUAAAAUUUGAUAGGACUAAUUACAUUUCUCUGGACAAAAGAUCCAGCAAAGUGAAAGAUCUAUUGUAUGAUAAUUGAUAGCCAUUAUAUACUGUUCUAUCUCAUCAAGUCUUCACAGCAAAUUUAAAGCAAAUGAUAUGAAAAAGAAAAGAAGAUCAAUAAACUAUCUCAUGAAUUUGUUUGGAACAACUGUACAUUAAACUUUAUCCUAGUCUACCCACUUUGAUUUGAAAGAGUAUGUUUUUGCAUCUGUUGUUGAAAAGUUACGACUUGUUUGGAUACUUUGCCCCUAGGUUUAUCGUUUAGCGGUAACAUAGAGCUUGCUCUUGUUUCUAGUGAUUUAAUGAUUGUAGAACACCUUGUUAGAUAGGGGCUUAGGUCAGAAAAUUCAGUAUGAUCUUAACCAACAGGUACAAGAAGAUACUGCAGCUAAAUUGGUUCCAAUUUGUGUUAAGUUUGUCCUUAAUAAAAUGUUGGCAUACCGUGAUCCUGCACCAUUUUAUUUUCCUAAAGGAAAAGGCGUUGAGGAUCUCCCUGAUGCUUUGAUUGCCCUUUCAAUGUGGCUCUCUGAAAAAGAGUAAGAUUACUAUGACAACAUGUUUGAGCAAACUAGUUUCACUGGUGCAGUUCACUAUUUCCCUAAUGCCUUGAGCCAUCCAUUUUCACAGUAUCUAUUACCAACAACUGUCUUGCUAGGUGUAUAUUGCCACCAAUCAGUCCCCUUUAUACACACACUUUUCACCCAUUUUACUCAAAGGUUAUCAGCAUGUUGGCUAUAUUCCAUAGAUACUUUGCCACUGCAUCUGCAUUCUAUAUCAUACAAUUAGUGAUCCCCUUUAAAGUUGUCACGUUUUCCUUCAUUUUGGGCUAUUGUAUGCUCCGGUAUUGUCACACUUUCCCCUUAGAUUCUUGUUAUUGUUAAAGUUGAUAUUACUCCAUAGAGUUGUCUUGGAGGUGUGUUACUUUGUGAAGGCAAAGUCAACUAGUUAAUUACCAGAUAAUGUGGUAGUCGACAGGUUUGGACAAAAAGAUAUCAGCAGGAAUGUCUAUCUUAUUGCAAGAUAGAAGAAUACAAAUUUUCAUUCUUUGAAUUAUGAGCAGUGAGUUUAGAAGCUUAAACAUUUCAUAUAGUUAAAAUAUGUUCAGUCUAAUCCCUGAAACAAAUAGAGUUUUAUCGUAGCAAAUGUAUAGCUAAUAUAUAGCUUCACAUUCUAUAUGAUUUAUUUUUGCGGUGGUCAUAAAACAGGACAUUACAACAUAUGAAAAAUCAUAUUGUGUUACAGAUUCUACUUUUUAUUAACUCUUAUGAAUUUCUUUUCUCUCUUUUACACAGGUAUAAAAGGUG
Solanum stenotomum is the source of this 3866-nucleotide messenger RNA. RefSeq lists its product as uncharacterized. NCBI's taxonomy places the organism in Eukaryota, Viridiplantae, Streptophyta, Magnoliopsida, Solanales, Solanaceae. The transcript has 5 exons. The record is from RefSeq and is a predicted model, not a curated record. The coding region runs from base 11 to 1081 and encodes 356 amino acids.